AUGCAGGCAAGCGGCUACGAUGUGCCAGAUCUGGCCUUGCAGUACCAGCAUACUGCCCUGCCCGAGGCCGGCCACAUACCCAUCCUCGUCUUGCGGCCAUCAGAAGACAUUGGGUCUCCGGUCGAAUGUGACAUGGAAGCUGUGCCCUUGUCUCGAGAGAAGUCGGACUACGUGGCUCUAUCCUACAGCUGGGGUAUGGAUGCGGAUGGCGAUACCUCUCUGAAUCGCAGCAUCACGAUCUGUGGCAAGCCUAAGGCUGUGACCCAGAAUCUGUUUGAGUGCUUGCGUCGUACGCGCCACGGGGUAGGCCUAUUGAGGAUAUGGAUUGAUGCAAUCUGUAUCAAUCAAACCGACGACGACGAAAAGACCAGGCAGGUUGCUAACAUAGCGGAAGUGUAUGCCAACGCGGAGCGCACCAUUGUCUGGCUCGAUGAGCAUGAUCGUAACGGCAACGAUGCAGAGAUGUUUGCGCUACUGAAGUGUCUAAGCACAGCAGACUAUCUAAAGCAUCCACGUGCUGAACACUCGUGGCGAGAAAUACAUGGACGGGUUCAUGUUCGAUGUGAUCUAGUUACGUCGAGCAUGAAAGAUCUUACCCGAGGCGAAACCAAUGAGGUCGUUACCAAAAUGCUGCAGUUCUUGAAGCGGCGGUACUUCGCCCGACGGUGGACCGUCCAGGAAGUGCGCAACAGCAGCGAGGUCACCCUGUACUGGAACAAAUAUUGA
Fulvia fulva is the source of this 726-nucleotide messenger RNA. RefSeq names its product Heterokaryon incompatibility protein 6, OR allele. NCBI's taxonomy places the organism in Eukaryota, Fungi, Ascomycota, Dothideomycetes, Mycosphaerellales, Mycosphaerellaceae. The coding region runs from base 1 to 726 and encodes 241 amino acids. The record is from RefSeq and is a predicted model, not a curated record. The transcript has a single exon.